GUCCCCCUUGUCCCAACCAGACGAGCAUCUGUAUCUACUCUCAGCAUUCUGUGACAACAAUACUUCUAAGCAUGUCUUCACCCAUCAAGAGCGUUGCCCUAGUUGGCGGCACCGGCACCACAGGUGCAUUUUUCAUUGACGAGUUCAAGAAGAACGGCCAGGACUUCAACGUAACACUUAUCACCCGCAAGGAGAGUGAGGAUUCUACCAAGGCCAAGUUUGCUGACACCCCUCAUUUUACUAUCCGUGGCGUCGAUUAUGACGAUGAGGCUGACCUUGCUACGGCGCUCACUGGCCAGGAUGCCGUACUGUCGAUUCUAGGGCUUGGGAGCAUCGGCAAACAGCAGCUUGCACUGGUCAAAGCAGCAGCCAAGGCCGGCGUCAAGUACUUUAUUCCGUCCGAGUUUGGCUCUGACUUUGGCGUUGCAGCGGGCGAGUCUGACAUCAUCUUCAAGCCAAAGGAGGCUGUGCGCCAGACGAUUGAAGAGUCUGGUCUCAAACACAUUUACAUCAUUACAGGGCUAUUCUCCGACUUCUUCGUCAAUUCGUACUAUUGCUGGGAUCUCGAGAACUUUUCCGUUGAAAUCCCUGGGGACGGCUCCCAGAAGUCGGCCUUUACUUCGCGUGCUGACAUCGCAAAGUUCACCGUUGCUAUUCUGAAGCGUGCCGAUGAAUUUGCCGACAAAACAGUGCGCAUUGCUGGGUACCAUCUGUCAUUCAACGACUGGGUUAAUCAGAUCGAGGCAGCCGCAGGCAAGAAGCUCACUGUUACCUACAGCUCAAUCGAGGACAUUGAGGCCAAAGUUGCGGCUGACAUUAAGGUGACUGGCGGUUGGCACAGCCUUGGCGACCAGCUCCGUCUGAUCGUUGCCAAGGAUCUCGGUCGGCUUGAUUUAGGUGGUAACACGCUGGAUAACGACAAGUUCCCUUCUCUCGACUUUGCGCCUCUUGAGGAGUAUGUUCGCGAUAUUGUCAACAAGAGCCAGCUGUCUGCAUGAAUAAAUUUCGUAUAUUUAUUACCAAAUACAUGCGACAUUUUCCACUUGAGUUUGUAGGUACAUAGGUGAGAGUUGAGAACCAAAAGAAUAGAUGACUCUGUAUAGAACUCAAAGGGUUCCCAUUUUUCAACGAAUGAUGUUGAGAUUCGGGUCCGGAGUCCCCUGCGCCACCAUAAACAAGCCGAAACGCAUACGUACAAUGGCCCAGACAGACGACCAGUCUUCCUUCUUCCCCUCAGUCAAUUGAGAAGUUAUUUUUUCUAUAUAUUCUAUAACCACUCAUUCCCAAGCUAACAAAUGACAUUGACUAUAUCGAGCAGCGUGAUAUGAGCAGGAGCUGUACUUGUA
Molecule: messenger RNA, 1346 nt
Organism: Linderina pennispora
Lineage: Eukaryota; Fungi; Kickxellomycota; Kickxellomycetes; Kickxellales; Kickxellaceae
Product: NAD(P)-binding protein
Exons: 1
Coding region: 72-998 (308 amino acids)
Source: RefSeq, a predicted model, not a curated record